AACGGAAGUAGAGAAAUGAAUUUUCGUCCCAAAUGUUUGAUGUUGCACAUUACUAGACAAAAACAUGAAAUACAGCAAUCUGUCGGAAGUCACUCCCCAUCGUCUUUUUUUUUGUCUGAGCUACCGUUGAGGUGACAGGACACACGCGAUUGUCAACGGUCAAGGCCAUCACCAUCAUGUCUAAGAAAAAGUUGGAGACGUACUUGGACCGGGAUGUUGGCAGAUACAACAAGGAGCUGCUCAAAAUGGCCAGGCAGAUGCAGAACAAGAGUCCGCCUCUGCCCAGUGCUGUUAGACUGGCUGACGAAAUCCAGGCCACACUCGACAAAGAACACUUGGGAGAUAUAUUUAACAGAUCGGUGAAGGAGUCCAUGAAGUCUCGCUGGAAGGUGGUGGAGGAGGGCGAGGCCAACUUCCUGGAGGACGUGGUGGGCAUGAACAGCCAGCUGGUGGACAAGGCGAGGAAAGACGAGCAGCAGUUUAUCCAGAUUAUACAGACCAGAGCAGCUAACCUGAAGCUAGCUUCAAAGUCUGAAGAGAUGGCCGGCCUGUGCAUGCAUCUGGAGUGCUAUCGCGCCCAACUUGAAAAAAGAGAAGAGUUCUACCGUCCCUUGAGCCUCUUCAUGAAGCAGUGCGCCGAUAUCAUGGGUUUCCAUCGUUCCGAGACAAUAGUGGACAGGCAUAUCACCCUGUGCUGUAUUCGACAGGAGCUGCUGAAAGACUUCGAGGAAAAGGCGACAGUGCUGAAUGCGCUGCAUGACAGACUGCAGAAGAUACAAGGGGAUGAAAGGAGACAACAAAUGUUGUUCAAUAUCAAGAUUGGGACCCUGCAGGACACUUUAAAAGAGAAACAUAAUGAGGUGCUUAGGUUGGAAAAUGAACUGAAUGACAUGCUCAAUGCGGCCACCAACACGUCGAUCGCCCUCUUCCGAGCUCGCAACGGCGUCUACCAUCUUUACGAGAACAUCAUGAAUUAUCGAGGAUUGGAAAAGACAGACACCAGUACACACUCACAACUUGCUACAAUAGAGCGUCAAAUCAUGCACACUGUCGAAGUUCUCCAGGACAUGAACAAGGAACAAAUGCUCCAAGCGACUGAGAAGAAAGACAAGAAGGGACGAAAUGGGGAAGGAGAAGAAAGAAAAGACUCCAAGGUUUCCUCUGACAGCAACGACCAGACGUCCUUGUCGAUCCAUACUCCAAAAAAAGCACAAAAACACCCACCAGAACACACGCGCAGUGCAGGGCCCAAGUCAAGGAAGGAUAAACUGCAAAAAUCUAUGACCGCAGAAAACAAAAGUCAGAACCGACGUUUUUGCUACCACCAGAAUAAAUCGUUGUCAGAUACUGUCCCCGUUUCGGGAAUGACAAACAGCUCAAAACUACCCGGGAGUCGUCUGAAGUCUAUUGGGAUGCCAUCAGCGGGAACACUGGGGCGUGACAGCAAGCAGUUUCACAACAGUCAAUGGGCUGAGGACGAUGAUGAUGACGACGACGACAACGACAACGUUGAAUACCGCAAUAAUAAACAGACGUGCAUGAACGGUAUUGCAAACUGUGACAUCGAACGCGAAACUGGCAGACAGAGGAGAAGGGAUAACUGGACUGGACCUUGUAAAUAUGGUGACAAGACCAGUUCUGACAACAGGAGAGGACUUUGCUCGUUUGACUCAAGAAAUGUUCCACUCACUAGUUCGAUGCAAGAAUACGACCGACUACCACACAUUGGCGCUUCAUUGCCUAUUACGUCACUUCCUGCAAGUCAAUCUGCGCAUGCGCUUGAAAGACAACCGUCUUUUAGUAGUAUCAGAGCACAUGUGGCAAUGAUAAGAAAUCUGGGUUUAGAAGAGCAGCAGAAGCAGUUCUUGCCAAGACUGGUUUAAACGUAGGUAUUAAAUUUGCCAGCACUUUUGAAGUUAUUCCUUACAAUUUUUCGAAAAGUUUUACUCUGGUGGUCAAUUACGUGACAUAUAAUGAUAUUUCUACGUCUUUCGAUUAUCUUGCUAGUUUGUUGUUUUACUUUUAUUUUAUUUGUGGAAGUUCUUAGGGGACUGUCCCCUAGCGCUACCCACUGGAGAACUGUGCAGUCCCCAAGCGCUGCUUACUCGUGAACUAUGCAGUCCCCUAGCACUGCUUUGUGCAUUAGGGAACUGCAAAGAAAAACACACACCCCAAGCAGUCGGCGAUGAAACCAACCUCGCGUCGCCUAGUGAUGUCGGCAAAGCUGGCCCCCAACGGCGUGAGACAAAAGCCCAAAGAAGGAUUGCAAUAUCUUGGAAGUAGAAACUUUUGGGCCUACAACUAGAUCUAGAUCUAAACUAUAUCUUGAUCUUAUUUAGGCCUUGAUAUUGUAGACACAGACUGCAAACUUUUUAAUAGACGAAGAGUAGACCUACCAUUUAUCUAGAUCUAGUGUAGUUUACAGUCUAUGUCAUAAGUACUGCUAGAUCUUUAUCUAGAUGUAGAAUCUAGAUCUAGAUAGAUCAACAAACCUGUCGACAUAAAUGAUAAAUUCGCCAUUUUAAAAAAACUCUGCUUGGCUCUAGAUCUAGAUUCUCCGACCAUACUAAUUAACUGAACUAGAUCUAGAUAUGUAUCAGUAGGAUCUAGAUAUGUCUGAUGAUGGCUUGUUGACCUCGAACCAAAGGUCAAAGGUUGUUUCUUUGCAGUCCCCCAGAGCACAAAGCAGCGCUAGAGGAUUGCACAGUCCCCCAGUGGGUAGCGCUAUGGGACUGUACAGUACCCUAACAAGUUCCUUUGUUGUUUUGGUUUUUUACGGUUAAAAUAACUACAAACAAUAAAAUUGAGAUAGAAAUUGGAA
Aplysia californica (California sea hare) is the source of this 2821-nucleotide messenger RNA. RefSeq lists its product as uncharacterized. The record is from RefSeq and is a predicted model, not a curated record. Lineage: Eukaryota; Metazoa; Mollusca; Gastropoda; Aplysiida; Aplysiidae. Bases 177 to 1883 code for a protein of 568 amino acids. The transcript has 7 exons.